This is a messenger RNA of Homalodisca vitripennis (glassy-winged sharpshooter), 5565 nucleotides long. RefSeq lists its product as uncharacterized. The record is from RefSeq and is a predicted model, not a curated record. The transcript is spliced from 6 exons. NCBI's taxonomy places the organism in Eukaryota, Metazoa, Arthropoda, Insecta, Hemiptera, Cicadellidae. Bases 248 to 3979 code for a protein of 1243 amino acids.
UCCCCGUUUGGAGGUAAAGUAAUUCGCAUUAUUUGGAAUUGAAACUUCGAACUGUUUGUUGUGUGGAAAGUUUUACAAUUUGGCCUAGAUCAUAAGAAAUAGUGUGUUAGCUAAUUCAGUGAAUUAAUUGAAGAAGGAGUUUAAGUUAUUUGGUGAACAUUUGCAGUGCAAAUUAGUGUAGUUUAAUUGUAUUCUUUUCUGAGCGAAUUAGUGCUAGGCUACGCAUAUCUGAAAUAUUUAUUAAAGAAUGGAUACUCCACGUAAAGAUGAUCAUCAUGAAGGUAUCAUUAGUGCAACGAAAAGUAAGAAGAUCUUUAAAAAAAAUGCAAACUACAAAAAGAAAUUGGCAGCGGUUAGGGCCAAAUACUGUCCUAUGCUGGAAAGCCUGAUAAGUCAAAAUACAACAGAGAUCCGAUACAAACUACAAUCUAUUUAUGAUAUCCUUACAAAUAAGAGAAGGAUGAAGAUGGCGUAUCUAAUCAAGAUGGAACGUGUCUUGGAGAAAUUAUACAAGAUGGCACUAAGGCCCUCUAUACCAGACGACAAGAAGGAACCAGACGACAAGAAGGAACCAGACGACAAGAAGGAACCAGACGACAAGAAGGAACCAGACAACAAGAAGGAACCAGACGACAAGAAGGAAGAGGACAAAAAUCAUCUGUCAAACACUGACAAUGCUAAGAAGAAACCAAGGUGGGAUAAGAAAGAAGUUCAUGAGAAAGUUGUAACAGAACAUUUAGUGAAUCACUCUAUUAGUGAUAAUACUAGUACAUCUGGAGUGUCUCAAAAUCUUAGUAGUAGAGGUAUUUCUAGAAAUACACCUACUGAUUUAAUUGACAACGAUACCUUUAUAAAUCUACAAAAAGCUUUACAAUUUCUUGGUUUGAGCAAAGAUGUGGAGUCUUCAGUUUCUAAAGCAGAUAUUAAUAGUGUGAGUACAGAUGUGAGCAAAGCCACAUAUCAGUGUCCACCAGCUUUACAGAAACCUCUUGAAACUCCAAAACAAUAUUUUAUACAACAAUCUAACGCAUCAAAUGUAAGAGGACAGUACACAAAUAGUGUAUAUCUUCCACAGUGGAAUAAUUAUUACAAUUUUUAUCCAUACCAGAGUUAUCAAUACUCUUACCCACCACCAUAUAACCAAAUGCAUUACUACCCUGAAAAUCAAGCUGUACCCAAUUCACAUUUCAGCCAUGCUCAAGUAUCUUCACCUGUUGGGUGUACUAUUCCUACAAAUACCAGCAGAAUGACAUCUGGAUGCUUAAUCACCAAGCCUCAUUGUACAAAUUCAGUAACUGGAGAGAGUUCAUCAAAUUCUCUUAAUACUUUUGAAAACUUAAACCAAAUUUGUAAUCCGAUAGAUAAAGGUAGAGAAGUAAUUGGUGAAAUUUCUCAGCCAAGAAGUAACAGACAUCAUUUUAAUAAUAAAAUUAAUAGAUCAUCCAACAUUAAAGAUAAUCAGGGUACAAAAUUCAUUAAAUUUCUAACCCGUAAUCCAGCUAGAAAAUACAAUUCAUCAAUGUAUGCUAAACCACUCUCCAAGAAUAACAAUAGGUGUCAGUCUAUGAAUUCUACAAGUGUUACUAGAGAAACUGCAAGGAAAGAAAGUAAUAUUAGUAUUCUUGAGCCUGAAAAACAAUAUGAUUCUUCCCAAAGACUUCAUGGAGUAGAUCAUAUUACACAAAGCAUACAAGACUAUGUUUCUCCACUUGCUGGUUUAUAUGAUACAAGAAGCAAUGAACCAACCAUUUACAAAGAUAAAAAUAUUGAUAUAAGGACAGCAAUUAGUAACAGAUUUGUCAAGCGCCAAGGGUAUGUGAAACGUGCCAUCAAUGUAAAAAAUUCUAAUUCAAUUACAUUUUUGCAAAAAACUGAGAAAGACAAUUUUAAAGAGAAUGAUGACAGUAAUAAAAUAGAAGUUAACACAGUUGAUAAAAAUGGUUCUUCUAGUUUAGUGAAACAGAAAGAUCAUAUUGAUAAAAACUGUAGAACUCUCCAAACUUCAAAGACAACAACAAAUAAAGUAAAACGGUCACGAUUCACUAAUAUAUUACCAAAACCAAAACAGCGCUGUCGUACAAAAUUAGAUAAAACUAGAGAAAUAAAAAACAAUUAUAUGUCCAAGGAAAGUAAUAAGAAAAAUAUAACUAAAAUUGAGAAUAAAAAAAGCUCUACAGAUUCUUUCAUAGUUCCUGAUCGUAAUUGUACAACAAAAGAUUCCAUAAACAAAAAUGAAUCACCAGUUGUAAAUUGUACUAAUAUAGAGGGAAAUAUUGUUGACAAUCAUUUUGAUGAACAUGAAAAUGCUCUCUUAAAUGAUGCUGUUACUAAAGGUCAUAUUGAAGAGGUUUUUCAUCUAGAGAAAUCUACAGAAUCUAUGACAGCUGAUCUUCAACAACACAACACAACCGUUCAACAGAACAUUACAAGAUACAGUAAUGAAGAUAUUUUAAAUAUAUCAGUUGACACAACUGAUAAUAAGACCAUGUCACAUGUUGAUUUCCAAGUUCUUCCUGUUAAUUGUGAGAAUAAUGUUUUACUUAAUAAUUCGUCUGAUUUAAAAGAAGCAAGUAAUAAUGUUUUAUUAAAUGAGAAAAACGAUAUUAGUAAAAGCAAAACCACAAGUGAUUUUAUUGGUCUGAGACUUAUGUCAAGGAAUGAAAAUGACUACUUUGAUAGUAUGAGUAAAAAUAAAAAUGAAACUGUAGAAAAACUGGUAAAAAAUAUUAACGAUAACAAACGUUCUUUCAUAGUUACUGAUUGUAAUAGUACGUCAAAAGGUUCCAUAAACAAAGAUGAAUCACCGGUUGAAAAUUGUACUAGUAAUACAGAGGGAAAUACUGUUAACAGUCAGUUAGAUGAACACAGAAGUGCCUUCUUAAAUGAUAUGGUUACUAAAGAUCAUGUUGAAAAGGUUUUUCAACAAGAGAAAUCAGUAUCUAUGAUAGGUGAUCUUCAACGACACAACCCAACCUUUCAACAGAACAUUACAAGAUACAGUAAUGAAGAUAUUUUAAAUAUAUCAGUUGACACAACUGAUAAUACGACCAUGCCACAUGUUGAUUUCCAAGUUGUUCCUGUUAAUUGUGAGAAUAAUGUGUUAUUAAAUGAUUCAUCUGAUUUAAAAGAAGGAAGUAUUAGUAAAGACAACCAACUGCACAAUUGUGGUAGUGAAAUAGCGAAGUUAAAAAGUCAAUCUACUAGAAAAAGACGUUGUGAACUUGAUCAAAUACAUGACUCUUUAAAGUCUUCGCUUAUUUUCAAAGACAUAAUGAAUUGUUCUCGAUUAAGAUCAUGUCGGAUGAAAACAGAUAUUGUUAAACUUAAAAGGAGGUCAAACAAGAAAAAGAAGCAAAAUGGUAAGUCACAAUAUAAGUGCAGUUUAAAAAUCAAUGCUGGAAAUGUAGACAGUGAAGAAAAUGAUUUACUCCACGGCUCAGUUGAAGGCCAACUCUCUUCAUUUUUACUUUCCAAUUUAAGUACAGCAACAAAUACACUCCAAAAUACAGUGUCAAAGGUUUCACUUAAAAAUAAUGUUACUUCUCCUCAAAGUACUCAAGAGUACAACCAAUUAUUUAAUAACAAAACUGAAAAAUUAACGAAAGUUUUACCUUGUAAAAAUGUUGGAAGUUCAAAACCUCAGUCUUUGAGUUCACCGAAAUGUGUUCACCUAUUAAUAGGAGCAAUAGGAGCAUUUAAAGAUGGCGUUAGUGCAAGACAUAUUUUUGACGGAUCAUCUGAAGAAACCAACAACCAGGAAACCACAGAUCUCCAAGUAUCUGCAUUAUGUGUUAGCGAAAAUGAAGUUGAAGGGAAAGAUAAUCCAACUUCACAGUGUGGCAAUUUGUCUAUGGGACAUCAUCAGGAUGUGAAUAGCUACAGCACUGAUGACGAUUGGACCACGUUUGUAAGAGAAAUCCUAGCAAGUAUUGAAAGUGAACUUAAUAGGUCUCCAUCCAGAAAAGAACAAACCGAAUGAAUCAGCACCGUCAAUGAUGUCAGGUGUCUGAAAAUGCAUUCAAAAUGGAGAAACCUAAUCUCCGUGGAUCUCACCGGCCUGAGCAGGAGUAUUUUGCGGAUUAGUUGCUAAUAUAUAUGUAUAUAUUAUAUUUAACAAGUUUUAAGUUUAUUACAUUUUAUAUAUUAGUUUGUAAUAUAUAUAUUUAUAAUAUGUUAUAUUUUAAACCUUUAGAGUAAUAAAUAAUAGAGUAAUAAGAUGUUUAACUCAUUGCAUCCAUUUAUAAAAACUAUGUACAUGUUUAAAAUGAAAAAGUUGCCUGUAGAUUUGUCAUCUCUAGUCAUAAACGGAUGUAAAUCCCAGCAAGGUUCUUGUCUAUGGUGAGACCUAGAAAUGUUAUGUUAUUAACUUGAUCCACAAUGGUAUAAUUAUUUAUCAAGAUAUUAGGACUUGAAUGCUGUGCAUCUUACAGUCCUUUUGCAUUCCAGAUUGCUUGAAAUAAUUUUCACAUGAAAAAUAUUGUUUAUUUGCUCUUAUUUAGAUUAUAAAUGAAUAAACCACUGUAUACAUUAAUAAAUAGACAAUAUGUAGAUACAUUUCAUCCACAUAUUCUGUUACAUCCUUUUUAUAGUGAUGUUGCCUUCUGUGUUACAUGAAUCCACUAAUAUAGAAUCAGCACAAUAAUUAUGAUUUGAUAUGAUAGAUUUCUUCAAUGUGCUUAUUUAAAAGAACAGAAUUUUUUUACAUUAUCAUUAAAUUAAGCUAAGAGACUGAAACUUAAUAUUAGAAUGUAACAUUCCUCUCCUGAUAUAGAAAGAUUUUUAUAGCAUGUUUAUGAGUCAUACAUUAUGUUUUUUAAAUUAAAAUUGCAUCUGUUAUUCCUAUUUUGAAAUGACACUUUAAAUUUUAGAGUAAAAUCUAUACCAAUUAAUAAAGUACGCAACAUUUUAAGAUUACCCAUUUUUUUCGAGACAAACAAACCUCCAAUGGCAGUUUGUCAAUAAUAUAAUAAAGGAUUGUAUAUUAGAAAAAUUGGUUUUUAACUUAUUCUCUCAAUUUGGUUCUCUUGAAACAGCACAAUUUCUGUCUCAUUCGGGUUUGAAAUUCAUUCAUAAUUAUAUUGUUAAGAAUAGAGUGUCACAAUGUAUUUAUACAUUAAACAUUGUUCUUUUGAGUAUAGUUAAAAUUAUUCGAUUCUCGCUUUUAUUACUUACCAAUAAAAAUUUUGUACAACCCUGAAUAAAACUCUUUUGAUCGCAGAACUCUAUUCAAAUUGCUAUGUGAGGUGCAUUUAUUUCUAAUUAAAAUUAAGGAAAACGCCAUAAUGACGGAUCUUAGUGUUUUGUAAAGAUAUAGCCUGUUUUUUUAUAAGGUCUAUAUAAUUUACUUGUCAGGUUAUGUUCUUUGUAAUUACUAUCACAUCUUAAUCUUCUUUCACUUUUAGAAUAUAAGUAACAAGCUAGUAUAAUAAUAAAUAUAUUCAUACUUUCACAUUCUGUUAUGUGUCAGCACUCAAAUUUAUACUCUCCUACUCUUAAGGAGCCAAUGUUGUACGCUAUGAUGUUAUCUGUCAUUCUAUAUAUUAAAUUAUGUUUAAUUUCACUGUC